Messenger RNA from Fomitopsis serialis, 2031 nucleotides. RefSeq lists its product as uncharacterized. Bases 191 to 1561 code for a protein of 456 amino acids. Gene Ontology annotation, molecular function: protein binding. Lineage: Eukaryota; Fungi; Basidiomycota; Agaricomycetes; Polyporales; Fomitopsidaceae. The record is from RefSeq and is a predicted model, not a curated record. The transcript is spliced from 2 exons.
UGGGCGCGUCGUAUAGUAAGUACUACCGUGACGGUUAACGAAGUUGUUCAUCUGCGCCACCGCCACCUAUGUAAGUACCAUCACCGCUUGCUUCCCGCGACGGCACUCCCUUCGCUCACUACCGCCAUCGUCUUCGUCUUCCUCGGAGUCCAAGUACAACAUAUUACAUCUAUUGCUACUAUCGCUGCGAAUGACCAUGGACUUCUUUUCGCUCAACGACGACGUCUUGUCCAUCAUCCUUGCGCACCUCUCCACACGCGACGCUUGCCAGCUCACCAUGACCUGCCGCGCAGGCCACGCCGUCGCAAUGCCCCAAUUCCUGCGAGAGGUCAAGUUCCUGUGUAUCUCGCCGAGGAGCGCGGAGCGCAUCCGCCAGUUCUGCGCGUUCAUGCUCGCAGACCCCGACCGGCGCAUCCCAUGUCUGCGUACGCUGCGCUUGCUAGGUCCCGCGUUCUCUCUGCGGGAGGAGGAGGAGAGAGAAGGAGAGGGCACCUGGAGGUACGAGUGCCCGUGUCACUUGAGCAGGGUGCUGCAGCACGCGACCCGCCUGCGCGAGCUGCACCUCUGGGCCGCCGGCGACCUUCUCCAAGCCUCGGACUGCUUCAUCGACGCGCUCGCGGGCCUCCCCGCCCUCGACGUCGUGCACAUGCACGGCCGGCCGUGGGCGUGCCAGCUACUCUACCGCAUGGCCGCCCGCCCGCGCACCGUCCACCUCCACGCGGAGCGCCUCGCCCGCCGCGGCCUCCCCGCGAGCGACUUUGCGGGCAUACACUUCCCCGCGCCGCUCAGCGCCGCGCUCGAGGACCUCCGCCUCCAGCAGUGCAUCGCCCUCGCGGAAAACCUCUUCCACGCGAGCAUCAUCUUUCCCGCCCUCCGCACGCUCACGCUCUCCGGCUACUGCGCGGCGCUCGCGAGCAUUGCGAGCGUCUUCCCUGGACUGAAGUGUCUGCGGCUGCAGGACGUGACGUUCGCCGCGGAGCAGCCGAUCGCGGCGUGGACGGAGCUCGCGUGCGUGCAGACAAACGGAGACCUGGGGAUCCCGCUGGUGUGCAAGGUACGGAGGCUGGAGCUGCACGUGUCGCUGAACGUACACGAGCGCAUGCCGCUGUUCGUGUCUCUCAUGCAGCGGGCGACGCCGACAGUCCUGUUCUGCACCGUCGCGCACAACCGCGUCGCAGAGUGGAUGGACGGGCUUGCGGGCGCGGCGCGCGGGCUGCGGUACCUCCACCUCGCGCUCCAGUCGCUCGACGAGACAUUGAUCACGAGCUGCGCUGCGGUGCUGGGCGACGUCGCCCUGAAGGGCCUGUCCUUCGGCUACACUGGGCGCCUGCCCUCUGCAGGCGAGCCCUGUGCGUCGUCGCUUGCGCGCAAGGUUGCGGCGUGCGUGCGGUCCGUGGAGUUUGUCGGGUUUAACAUGCGUGGGUACGCCUCGGUCGUUUAUAAUGACCUUGACGCGGUCACCUGGUACGCCGUCGGGCGCGAGCAGGGCGGCGUGGACGUCGAGCGGCUGACGGACUGGAGGGCGCAGAAAGCGUUGAGGGAGCUGUCGGGUGUGACGUGAUGUCGCCUGCUGUUGAUGGGCGCGGAUGGUUUCCGGCCGGGGACGUGCGUUGGUGCGUACUUCGCGGUAUCUGCGUACUGAGACUGUUGACUCUGGGCUGCAGAGUCGGGCGCGGGUCCAUGGCUACGAGUGUUGCUCCACGGUGUACUACGCACGAUAGCGGCCCGGACCUGUUUGCGCUGGCGUGCGAGCGACUUUGCGCCGUGCGUCCACCAUAAUGGCUUGAGCCUCAUACAGCGUCUGCACCCCCAGCGAACCCAUGCUGCGAGCUUGCCGAUAAAAAUCCUCGGUUUGAAUCAUCUCGAUCUCGAUGGGCAGUACCAUAAUAUAGGUUUCUAGCUCAGGCCGGUCUUGCAUAGGUUCACGGCGGACGGAUCACUGUGUAUUAUAAGCGGUGAUUGACCAUGAUAAAACCGGCUUCAAUAAGUACUGUGUACUUCGUGCGUGUAUGUGAGCGAUCAUAUAUCUGC